Messenger RNA from Acanthoscelides obtectus, 1079 nucleotides. The record is from the annotation of a GenBank genome assembly. Lineage: Eukaryota; Metazoa; Arthropoda; Insecta; Coleoptera; Chrysomelidae.
UUUAAACUAUAAUAAUGUCAAACUAAUAAUAGAUCAUCUCUGUGAAUUGAAUUGUACCAAUCGCAAUUUGUAUCCAAUCUAGCAGUACCAAGGGUUUGUGGAACAUCAAAGAAGACAGUCGUGAUCCAACAGAUAUCGAGUCUUGCUCAAUGGAGCAACUUGGAGAGAUGGAAACUGAGGCACGAAGACGCCUGAGCCUCUGUCGGCCUCACUUACAGAGACUGCGAAGCCUUUUGGAAAUGAAUAACACCGUAGAUGACCCUUCUCCUAAAGAAUGUAUGAUCGAAGCUUACAAAUACCUGCGACAUUGCGAAAAAUUGGUAGAUAAGUACAAAGAGCGGAAGAAUAGCGAACUAGAGGAUGAAUAUAUCAGCAAGAUCGAUUCAGCUCUGAAAGCGUUAGAAUUUGAUUCAAAUUCAUUGACAAUAUUUAAAGACGGCUCAGGUGAAGGAACCCACCAUAUGUUUUUCAACUUCGAAAAUACAGAGUUGUAUAAGUUGUUACAUGGAGAAUCCAGACAAGGCUUAAAGAAGUUGAUGGAGUCGAUUGAACAAGACAUACAUAUUCCUAUGAAGAAGUUCCUGGAAAAAUUGGAGAUGGUUAAUCUUAAGACAUAUUAUACACUAACUGUGUAGAGACUACACUCAAACUUGAAUAAACAGUACCUCAGUAGGCACCCUGUUUCUUGAUAGGGGAGAUUGAAUACUUACAGGUUAGUAAUUGGACAUAGUUAUAAAUAGUUCAUAUAUCCCUAAAUUAGUAAUAGACUCCAAGUAUUCCAGUAAGAAAUCCUUCAGUUUUUGCACAUUAUUUAGAAGGGGUCUUGUAUUUAUGUUAGUGAGGAAUAAUAAAAAUCUAACUUAAUAAGACUCCAUUUUUGAGGUUCAACCUUUACUUCCUGAAUUAAUUACUAAUAGCCUACUUAGUGUAUGGGGUAUAUUUGAUAUGAUUUUCUUUUUAAUAAUCAUAAUUGACAUUUUAGCCUACUCAUAUUAGACGAAAAUACCACUGAUUUGCGAAAUAAUUGUAAAGUCUGGUUUUAUUGCUGCAAGUUGUUCAAUGGGGUAUUCAAAACAUGG